This is a messenger RNA of Anguilla anguilla (European eel), 1179 nucleotides long. RefSeq names its product ras-related protein Rab-11B-like. The transcript has 5 exons. Gene Ontology annotation, molecular function: GTP binding; GTPase activity. Gene Ontology annotation, cellular component: recycling endosome. Bases 127 to 783 code for a protein of 218 amino acids. NCBI's taxonomy places the organism in Eukaryota, Metazoa, Chordata, Actinopteri, Anguilliformes, Anguillidae. Gene Ontology annotation, biological process: regulated exocytosis; constitutive secretory pathway. The record is from RefSeq and is a predicted model, not a curated record.
GAACUGUCACUCAUGUCAUCUGGCUGUGACCAAGGCCGUUUGGUUCCUGGCCGGUUGGAAGGGAGGUUUUAUACCAGGUUUACAGGAAUAAAACCAACUUGAGCCUGUGAGGUGUGUUCUUAAAAAAUGGGAACAAGAGAUGAUGAAUACGAUUACCUUUUCAAAGUGGUGCUGAUUGGAGACUCUGGCGUGGGGAAGAGUAACCUGCUAUCGCGUUUUACGCGGAACGAGUUUAACCUGGAGAGCAAGAGCACCAUCGGCGUGGAGUUUGCCACACGCAGCAUCCAGGUGGACGGGAAGACCGUAAAGGCCCAGAUCUGGGACACAGCGGGACAGGAGCGCUACAGAGCCAUCACCUCCGCGUACUACCGGGGGGCGGUGGGGGCGCUGCUGGUGUAUGACAUCGCCAAGCACCUGACCUAUGAGAACAUGGAGCGCUGGCUGAAGGAGCUGCGGGAUCACGCCGACAACAACAUCGUCAUCAUGCUGGUGGGCAACAAGAGCGACCUGCGCCACCUGAGGGCAGUGCCCACCGACGAGGCACGCGCCUUCGCAGAGAAGAACACCCUGUCGUUCAUAGAAACGUCAGCCUUGGACUCCACCAAUGUAGAGGAGGCUUUCAAAAGCAUCCUCACAGAGAUCUACCGCAUCGUGUCACAGAAGCAGAUGGCCGACCGCUCGGCGCACGACGAGUCUCCCGGCAACAACGUGGUGGACAUCAGCGUUCCCCCAACCACCGACGGCCAGAGGGGCAACAAACUACAGUGCUGUCAGAACCUGUGACCUCUGACCCCUGACCCCAUUAGGCACCCGCCCAACCCUCCUCUCUUCUGAUUUGUUCCUGUGUUGUGCUGCUGCUGGAACCCAGCCCAAACCCCUCCCCCCCCCCCAACCACGCCCUUCACCUCCCCUACUGUAAUCUCUUAAAAAAAAAAAAAAAAUCCUUUUUGUAAAAAAAAGAAAAGUAAAAGAAAAAAAUAGCUUAACUGUCAUAAUGUCUUCUGUCAUGAAAUUAAAGUUUUCAGUCCCCCCUCACCCCAUGAACCGAUCUCCAGCAGCACAGGGGAUCUGCGAAAUGCAUGAACGCCGAACGCCAACUCGAAGUGCUGUAGCGGGUGUGCAGUUCAAUACAACGUCCAGUAGAUGGUGCUAUUUAUAUACGCAUUACGGUGGCUCUAU